CAGCCCCAGCCCCGCUCCCACCCCCUCGCCUGCCUCCACCCUCCUUCCCUUUCUCUCGCUCGCUCGGCGAGAGCGCUGUGCCUCCUUUCCCGGAUGGCAGCCGGCAGCGCCAUGCAGCCUCCCGUUCCUCCUCCUCCUCUGCCUCCUCUCCGGCUGUAAGUUAAUGCCAUGCUGCCGCUGCUCUUCCCGGCACUGCUGGCCGCCUGCCUGCCGCCCUGCCAGGGCUGGAGCCCCUCGCCGGCUGCCAGCGGGCAGGAGGAGCAGGAGCAGGAGCUCUUCUUGCCCCCUGCCAACUCCUCCUCCCGCUCCUUGGCCAGCCUCGAGAUGGACCUCGACGGGGCAGCGAGCAAGGAGGAAGGCAGCACCGACAGCCCGGGCACGCCGGCUGCCCCUAGCCAAGAGCCUUUCUCUUCCGCUCCCACCACGUCCGGGCAGGAGCAGGAGCAGCCGGGGCAGGAGCAGCCGGGGCAGGAGCAUCAGCAGCGUCCCCAGCCGCAGGGGCAGCCGCAGCCCUCCGAGGACCCGCACUGCAACAUCAGCGUGCAGCGGCAGAUGCUGAGCUCGCUGCUGGUGCGCUGGAGCCGCCCGCUGGGCAUCCAGUGCGACCUCCUGCUCUUCUCCACCAACAGCCACGGGCGAGCCUUCUUCUCCGCCGCCUUCCACCGCGUGGGGCCGCCGCUGCUCAUCGAGCACCUGGGGCUGGCGGCCGGCGGCGCCCAGCAGGACUUGCGCCUCUGCGUGGGCUGCAGCUGGGUGCGGAGCAGGCGGGUCGGGCGGCUGCGGGGCACCGCGCCCCAGCCACAGCCCCAGCCUCAGCCACAGCCCCAGCCCCCCGCUGCCGCCGCCGCCGCCGCCUCCUCCUCGCUUUCCUACCCGCCGGCGGCCGAGCCCGGCCAGUACUGGCUGCAAGGGGAGCCGCUGAAUUUCUGCUGCCUGGAUUUCAGCCUGGAGGAGCUGAAGGGAGAGCCGGGCUGGCGGAUGAACCGCAAGCCCAUCGAGUCCACCUUGGUGGCGUGUUUCAUGACUCUGGUCAUCAUCGUGUGGAGCGUGGCCGCCCUCAUCUGGCCCGUGCCCAUCAUCGCGGGGUUCCUGCCCAACGGCAUGGAGCAGCGCCGCGGCACCGCCGCCAGCACCGCCACCGCCGCCGCCGCCAAGUAGCCUCUGCCGGUGACCCCCUGCUCUUCGUCCUGUGGUGGAGGGACGCGGGACGGACUCUGUCGCGUUUUUCUUGUUUGCAGCGUGCCACAGGUGCGCGGCGGGACGUGGGGCCGCCUCCGCGCCCGGCCCCGAGGGCAGCGGCCCCGAGGGGACCCAAUCAUAUGUGCGCGUUUUAUAUCUUUAAUACCCGUUUUAAACGAACCUUUUAGUAAAAAAACCCCCAAAAAUCUAAAAAAAAAAAAACCAACCCACCAAACAACCCCUCUCCCCUAGGAAAAAGAAAAAAAAAGGCAAGAAAAAGCCCCCCUAAAUUCAGUGGAGGAAAUCAAAGACCCUCCUAUUUGGCUGCAUUUGUUGUCAGAGUAGCGUUUUUGUAUAGGGUAUGGUUUGAACGGGUUUUUCCUUUAUGGACAGAAAGGGGUAUCUCUCUCUUUGACAGAAUGGAGAAGCGAUGUGGUAUAUAUAUAUUGUUACUGCUGAAGCUGAACUUUAAUGAACCUUUCACACUUAAUUUCCUGGUUGAGAUAGCGUGUAUUUAUUAUUGUAGCUCCGCGUUAUUUGGCUUUUAAUACAGAGGUUUUCUUUCUGGAGCCACUGUAGCCUUUUGUUGGUCUGUUUCCUCCAGGGUGGAACAGAGGGUUUGGCUGGCCUUCCUGUCUGCAAACCUGCCACGAAACUCCUUUCCCCGUGAAAUGGUGUUGCCAGGGCUGCUGGUGGCAAAAGGAGAAUCCCAGAGCUGGGAUUUCUGACUGGGGUUUGCCCUAUCUGUGCAGCAGAUGUGGGUCUGAAUGCCCACACCAGGGUUGGGUGGAGAGGGGUGGGGAGCACAGCUGUGCCAGAGAUCCUCCAAAGCAAUUUCAUCUGCACAUCUCCACAGACUACAGCUUUCUCCUCGGUUUGAGGUUGGCUGGCUUCUCUCCUGGGAAGGUGAGGCCCACUCUGAGUUGUGCUAAACAACGUGGGGCAAGUCUCUUGACUUGCUCAAUGUUCAUUCCUCAAAACCAGCUUGGAUGCAGUGUAUUUGUUGGAGACACAGUAAUACUGUACCUCUUUUUCAUCUACCAGUCUGCAGGGUUGCUCACAGCAAGUCUGUGGGGUGAGAAGGCAGGAGCUGCCAGUCCAGAACUAGAUUCCAGCUGCUGCUGUGCAAGGAUGCAAAGAAGAAAGAUUUCUUCUCUCUUGUUUGAGCAGACAGUUGUGUAGCCUGAAAUAUCAUUUGUUGUAUACUUCCAGCUGUUUAGCCUUAUAAAAAGUUGUUUCAUUUGCCUUAGACAUGAUUAGUCCAGCUGAAGUCUCUAAAACCAAAAUAAGAGCUAAGUGACAAAUAUUCGCAAUAGGAAUUCUCAUUUUUUUUGUCAACAUCGAUGUAUUUAAUUUGCUAGGAAGGCAUGAAUUUGCUUGGGGCUAAUUUGGUGUGUUUGUUAUGUAUGGUGGAAAUGACUGGAUAGAAAGGCUGGAGGGAUUAAAUUCUUAGGAUUCCCAUAUUUUUUAACUGACAACAAAAUAAAAUUAAUGCAUGCUCUAUGUGUAUGCUGUCUGGACAAAAAAAAAAAAAAGAGAGAAAAAGAUUGACAAACAGCAGAAAUAAAUCAAGAUUUAAAAAUGCUCCAUGUUAGUAGGCUGCCUCUACACCCCCUGUUCCUCCUGCUAAUCCUCUUGUCGGGGUUGUCACUUGAGUAGGCAUUGCAGUGGCAUUGUUUUCAGAAAGCAGAGUUUCUGGCCACUGUGGGAAGUGCUCUCUUGACCUGUUGAUCCAAAGGGCACCUGCUCCUGUACACCGAGUUUAGAGACCCCCUAUUUUUUUAGCUUGAUGUAUAAAACAGUGUCAUUUCCACCUCGUGCAAACUCUUGGCAGACAUUUGACAUGCUAGAGAGCAAUUCUUUGCCUAUUAUCUCCUCUGUGACAGAGACACCUCUUCAUACUGAAAGGCAGGGCUAGCAGGAAAACAUGAAGAUACUGCUAACACCCUCUCAAAAGAGAAAUCUUCUACAUAUGGAAUAGACCACUUCCGAAAAGUUGCUAUGCUAGGGAAUAAUUUCAUCUUUUGAAUGAGAUGCAUUUAGGCAGAGAGUUAACAAUUUUUACUGGAAAUUUUUCCGGCUUUAAUAAUUCAUGAUUUAUAGUCCUCACUGUGGUGCAGGCAGCUUGUGCUUAAGCUCAAGGAUGGAAGCUCUUUUCUGCUUAUCCUUGUUUUACUAGUGAUGUGAUACUGGGGUUUUUUCCUGAAUUGCAUCAACAUAAACAAGGGAAUGGUGUCUGAAACAGGCAACUUCUGUUAUUAAAGGCUUAUUAUUUUGCAGUUCUUGCAGACAUGUAGCAGGUGGAACACCCAAACUAGUACAAAAUGGCAUGUUUUUCUAACUUCUAUCAAUAUCAGCUUAAGUACAAACUUUGUGAAUAGACAGUGCCACACUCACAAUAUUUUGCUACUUCACUUAAAAAACAUGAUACAAGAGAGGGCUUUUUGUAUAGUUACACCUGUAACUGGAGCUAUUAUUAAAAAUCUGCUAAGACGUGAACGUGUAGAACACAGGGAUGGCAUCAAACAAACUCCAAAGGCAAAUCUUGUCCAGAAUACAAAAAAAUUGCAAUGUUUUCAGGGAGUGCUGAUCUCAGACACAGUGUGCAAAGAGCCCUUGUGGGUUAGGGAAGAUGUUUCCUUAGAUCACAGUGACCAUGCACAUGAGUUCCCUUUGCAGAGAGAGACCAGUCCGUGUUUCUGUCCCUUACAGAGGAGUUUAGGGCACAGCAGGGGGCACAGGGAUGACCUGCUGUACGGGCUUUGGGCUGAAUCUAACUCCCUGAAUCCCCAGGUUUCAGUGGGGUGGCAGCAGGGCUUCUCCUAUAGGGAACAGACAGUGGAAAUGCACUAUGCAAACUGGGAGCUUUCUUCAGUCACUGUUACACCUAACAUCUCUGCUCCUGGAGCUGUGGCUGCUACUAUGAGUCUGAGUAAACUAUAAUUUUGAGUAAUUUUUGCCUUCAUCCAUGGGAAUUUCACAUGAAUGCAACCUAGAAGAGGCAAGCCCAGGGCAACGUGCAAUGAUACAUCUGCACGCCAACUAGUUUAAGAUUACGAGUUUAGGCACUGAAAUGUCUAUUUCUCUUCUUCUGCACUGGGAGUGGGGCUUUGUUGUCUCUAAGCCAUUUUUAUUCAUUUGGACUUCUUUUUAAGACCAGCUGGGAGCAGGGUAAGCACGAGAGCAGAUUAGUCACCGUGUAUAAUCCUUUAUGUACUCAGGGAGGGCAUAUAUUUGUAUACAUGUAUCUACAUAGGAGGACUAACUCUGUAGAAUAGAAAGUUAAAGGAGAAGUGAGAAAAGGGAUGAUGAGAAACAAGUAGUACUGGUUUUCCUUCACUAUUUGUUGGAUCGUGUUUCCUGGUAAGUUAUCCUGACUUUAUUUAUAUAUGAGUGUUUGUUGGAAAGCAAGGGAUAUCUAGGAACAGAGGGAGUUUCUUGAUUUACUUUUAACAAUUCAGUUCAACUCUAUUACAGAUUUUUGUUUGUGCCAGAAACCAGGAACUAUCUUGACAUUCAGCAUUAAAAGGUACUACACUUGUGUGCUAGUGUGAGACUGGUACAAUUUUUUUCUGUAUAUUCAGACCUCAGAAUUUAAUCUCUCACCUGCUUUCUUAGUUGUGUUUCACAGAUGUGUUAGAAGUUGAAGUACGCAGAGGAAUAUGUAGUUUUAGCAUGGACGCAGUUUUGCUGUUUCUUAGUGCCACGUUGAUUCCGACAAUAAAAAUACAAAAAAUGUAGUACAGUGUAAUAAUAGCUAUAUAUUAUAUAAGCACACUGUUGCUCAAUAGGUUGUCAGUGAUCAAACAUUUCUGUAUGUCAGGAGGCAUUUGGAUAUUUGGGGCAAAAUUGCCAUUCUAGGAUAAAUGUAAGAGUUGUUACUUACCCAGGGCUUAGUUCACCAGUGCUUUCAAUGUUAAUGAACAGCAGGAAUAUUUGUGCAGUGAAUGUUACUCAAUAUGAGUAAGGGCUACUGAACCAGACCCUAAAAAAAACCUAAUUAAAAGCUGUAGUUGGCUGAAGAAGUAUUAUUCAUCAUGACAUCUGCUUGCUGAAUAAAAGUGUCUCCUGGGCUGACAUUAUGUGAUCCCAGGGGCCAAACAAAAGCCUAGUGAAAUCAAAUACUUAAUUGAAGUUUUGUAGGACUGGAGAUCAAAGGAUUUAUUUUGAAGAUAUAUAUAUAUAUAUAUAUAUAUUGAGGAAGGGUAGGUAUGAUGUUCUUGUUUCUCUUUGGUUUUUAUACAUGUAGUUUAUAAAUCCAAAGCCAGGAUUUCUCAGUCCAAUGUAGGGCCUUGCCAGCUUGAAAGUUAGCUUCUUUCUGAAGCUAGUAUGAAAAUGUCAGUAAUUUUUCAAGGAAUUUUACAGAAUAAAUGUAAUUUUUUUCCCCAAUCUAUUUCAGGGAGAGGCCUUGACUUUGCAAAAAGCAUUUGUAAUGAUUCUAGGGAAACAUGUAAAUAUCAAAUCCCAAAUGCAUUCAGAUUUCGAAGAAUAAAAAAUCUUUUUAAUCAGUAACUGAUUUUUAAAAGCAUAUUUUUAAACAAAAAAAUCAUUUUCCAUUUUCCCCCUCAGAAGCUGAACAUUUCAGUGAAGAUCAGAAGUGCAUUUGAGUGUUUCACAUUGUGAUUUUGUAUGUGAUUUAUUUUGUGGGAAAAAAAAUUCUCUUCCAUGAUUUGGAACUGAUAGCAGCUCUUAACAAAUAAGUUACUGUAUUUCUUGUCCCAUCUUCUUAAUAGUUCUGGUUAAAUAAGUUGUCCAAAAUAAUUGUAAAUCAUCAUCAUAAUAAUAAAAAAGUAGCUUAGCCCA
This is a messenger RNA of Zonotrichia leucophrys gambelii, 5982 nucleotides long. It is a transcript of the gene TMEM158, whose product is annotated as transmembrane protein 158. Bases 169 to 1158 code for a protein of 329 amino acids. The record is from RefSeq and is a predicted model, not a curated record. NCBI's taxonomy places the organism in Eukaryota, Metazoa, Chordata, Aves, Passeriformes, Passerellidae. The transcript has a single exon. Gene Ontology annotation, molecular function: peptide binding.